This is a messenger RNA of Ctenopharyngodon idella (grass carp), 538 nucleotides long. It is a transcript of the gene rpl14, whose product is annotated as ribosomal protein L14. Lineage: Eukaryota; Metazoa; Chordata; Actinopteri; Cypriniformes; Xenocyprididae. Gene Ontology annotation, molecular function: structural constituent of ribosome; RNA binding. Gene Ontology annotation, cellular component: ribosome; cytosolic large ribosomal subunit. The record is from RefSeq and is a predicted model, not a curated record. The transcript is spliced from 6 exons. Gene Ontology annotation, biological process: ribosomal large subunit biogenesis; translation. The coding region runs from base 16 to 510 and encodes 164 amino acids.
UUUGAAUCGCCGCGCAUGCGCAGUACUGAAACGGAAGGCUCUUCAUUCCAGAGCGGAAGUCGUUUCGUCCUUUUUCUACCACGGUCUGCCAUCAUGGUGUUCAAGCGCUUUGUCGAGAUCGGCCGCGUCGCAUUCAUCGCUUUCGGCCCUCAUGAGGGGAAGCUGGUGGCGAUUGUAGAUGUCAUUGACCAAAACAGGGCACUGGUAGACGGCCCGUGCACUGGAGUGAAGAGGCAGGCGAUGCCCUUCAAGUGUCUGCAGCUCACUGACUAUGUCAUCAAAGUUCCUCACAGCGCCCGUCAGAAGUAUGUGAGACGCGCCUGGGAAAAGGCCGAGAUCAACAAGAAGUGGGAAGAAAGCAGCUGGGCCAAGAAAAUUGAGGCCAGAAAAAAGCGGGCAGCAAUGUCAGACUUUGAUCGCUUCAAGGUGAUGAAGGCCAAGAAAAUGAGGAACAAGAUCAUCAAGAAAGAGGUGAAGAAGCUCCAGAAAGCUGCACAAAAGAAAGCAUAAACUCUUCAAUAAACGUGUUUGACUUGUA